Amblyraja radiata (thorny skate) is the source of this 2571-nucleotide messenger RNA. It is a transcript of the gene slc24a5, whose product is annotated as solute carrier family 24 member 5. The coding region runs from base 298 to 1842 and encodes 514 amino acids. NCBI's taxonomy places the organism in Eukaryota, Metazoa, Chordata, Chondrichthyes, Rajiformes, Rajidae. The transcript is spliced from 9 exons. Gene Ontology annotation, molecular function: calcium channel activity; calcium, potassium:sodium antiporter activity. Gene Ontology annotation, cellular component: trans-Golgi network; membrane. The record is from RefSeq and is a predicted model, not a curated record. Gene Ontology annotation, biological process: calcium ion transmembrane transport; intracellular calcium ion homeostasis; melanocyte differentiation.
UUGACUCGGUAAACUCAGAUCAUUAGUUUGCACAACUCGUGAUUCUUGUCAUCUGAGCACCAACGCGCUCCAAUUAAAGAUCGGUGCUCACGAGCUCUCAGCCUCUCUCAGUGGCUGGAGACACAGGGCUCAUUCCCCCACCCAGCCCAUAUUAGCUGCCUGCUAGUUGCAGCGUAGACCUGUGCAAUCUGGGCUUGGCCAGUGCCUGCGGCCAGGACACACCAAAGAUCUCUAGGACCUUUGGGACACACCACCUGCAGAGAGUUGGAGGAGAGUUUUUUCAGUGCGGGUUCAACGAUGGGUGCAGGCAGCAUCUUGGAGCACAAGAGAAGGAGAAGAAAAGUGGUCUUCCCAGCGGCGGGACUCUGCCUACUCCUAUAUGCAACGACCCACCUCGUUCACAAAGUCGCCUCGACCACCAGGCUGGGCAGCGCUCUGCGGACCCGCAGAGCAGCAGUAACCGAUAACUCGACAAACUGUGUGAAGUCUGCUUCGUCUGAGUUCCCCGGAGGACUGUUUACGCUGGAUGAGAGGCGAGAAGGAGGAGUGAUCAUCCACUUUCUGGUCAUUCUCUACAUGCUGUUGGCCAUAGACAUGGUCUGUGAAGAAUACUUCCUCCCCUCCCUGGAGGUGAUCAGUGAACGCCUUGGCCUCUCUCAGGAUGUUGCCGGGGCAACGUUUAUGGCAGCAGGAAGCUCUGCACCUGAAUUAGUCACAUCUUUUCUGGGUGUCUUUGUGACCAAGGGAGAUAUUGGAAUUAGUACUAUAGUUGGAUCUGCGGUCUUCAAUUUGCUUGGUAUCUGUGCUGCCUGUGGACUGUUAACCACUAUGGUUUGUCGGUUGACUUGCUGGCCAUUGCUCAGAGAUUGUACAGCCUAUGCCAUCAGUGUUGCAGCAUUAAUUGCCAUUAUCUUUGAUAACAAGAUUUACUGGUACGAGUCGGCUUCUCUAUUGUUGAUCUACAUAGCGUAUAUCGUGGUUUUAUACUUUGACAGUAACCUGAACGAGUACAUAACAAAGAAGUUUAGCCCGUGCUGUACUUGUCUGACACAAGCAAUGGAAGAAGGCAAUGAACACGAUGCAUUAAUAGACUGGCAGGGGGGAAACGGACCAUUGAUAUAUCGCCGUUCCCGAUCGGACAGUGGAAUCUUUCAUGAUGACUCCGACUAUUCCCAACAUUCCCUCAGUUUACACGGACUGUCGGAGAUUACUGAAGAUCCAGCAAGCGUGUUUGCAAUGCCUGAAUCGGAUGUGAAGCGAGUUGUGUGGGUACUCUCUCUUCCCAUCACCACACUACUCUUCAUAACCACCCCGGACUGUCGGAGGCCCCAGUGGAGAAAAUGGUUCCUGCUAACCUUCUUCAUGUGUGCUGCAUGGAUAUCUGGAUUCACAUAUGUAUUGGUUUGGAUGGUAACCAUUGUGGGAGAAACUCUGGACAUUCCUGAGACAGUGAUGGGUCUGACAUUGCUGGCAGCAGGCACCAGUAUUCCAGACGCAGUGGCCAGUGUGCUUGUUACCAGAGAAGGUAAAGGAAAUAUGGCUAUGUCGAACAUUGUGGGCUCCAAUGUAUUCGAUCUGCUCUGUUUAGGUGCACCGUGGUUUAUUAAGACAGUAUUUGUUGACUUAUCACCCGUAGAAGUGAACAGCAGCGGCAUGACGUACACAACAGCCUCUCUCCUCCUCUCCAUCAUCUUCAUUUUCGCAGCUAUUCAUAUUAAUGGAUGGAAACUGGAUAAGAAACUUGGAGUAACAUGCCUGAUAGCCUAUUUAGUUUUUCUCGUUAUUUCAGUUCUAAAUGGACUCGGAAUAUUCGGCCACGUUCUUGCAAGGACAUGCACUUAGCCGAGCUACAAAUCCAGGUACAAUUGUGAAUGCUGUCACCCAAAACUGAAGCUUCCCAGACCUUUCCCAUACACCAUUAAUCCUGAUGGUUUUAUCUGGACAAGAAAUUGAGAAGAAAGUCCUGAUGCAGGGUCUUGACUCAACCGUGACAUACUGUUCACCUCUGCAGAAGCUGUCUGUCCCAUUGAAUUCCUCCAGCAGUUUGCCUUUUUUCCCCCUUUCAAGUAAUUGGGUGUUGGUUUCCUGGGCCAAGACUGCUUACUGUUCCAGGAUCAGGAAGAACAGAUGAGAGAGAAACUUUUCUAAUGUACAAGUCUCAAGAAUUAUAUUCCGUGUUCCCUCAGCAAUACAAUAGGUGCUUUAUUGUCACAUGUGCAAAACAGUGACAUUUUCUGUCACCAGAUUUGGCACCAUUUCCAAAAUCUGGUCCACGCGCAAGCGCCUGGAUUGUUCAGAGUACCGAAGUUCCUCUUCUCACCUGGCCACGCUCAUGUCCUGGGGGUGUCUCCCACAGCCGAUCGCGAGGGUGCAAGAGAUAUGACCCCGGUUCACUUUGCAACCAGCCUUGAUCCUCGUGACCGUCAUCGGCGGCCGCCUCCUCUUCGGUACUCCAGUCUUCGGGGAGGAGCUCCAAGGAUUCCCCUCCACAUGCCGUGGCCCACUGGGUCUUCCAGGGAGAGUUCCUGGCCCGCGGCAGUGGAGCCCGGUCCCCACGGUGGGCUCCACCGC